Molecule: messenger RNA, 1724 nt
Organism: Aedes albopictus (Asian tiger mosquito)
Lineage: Eukaryota; Metazoa; Arthropoda; Insecta; Diptera; Culicidae
Product: vacuole membrane protein 1
Exons: 6
Coding region: 199-1629 (476 amino acids)
Biological process (GO): autophagy; Golgi organization
Cellular component (GO): membrane; endoplasmic reticulum; endomembrane system
Source: RefSeq, a predicted model, not a curated record
GGUUUGUCGUGCUGAACUUCACAAAAAGAAGACUCGCGUGAAAAAGUCAAGAGUGGAAUGAUCGACGGUGGCGUGAUGUUUAGUGAGUUAUUUUAGGAAAAAUAUUGCAUUGGUAUUCGGAAAAAGUGCGCUGCUGUGGAUUUUUUCGUCUAUCAUUCGGAAUAUUGGCCAAAGUCGAAAAAUCGCUAACCGUUGAUCAUGCCUGCUGGCAAGAAAAACGUCCAGGGAUCUAACAACUCCACAACAUUUGCAAAACAGGCAGCUCUUCAAACUAACAAGACGGAAAAUAAUCUUACUCAUAAAUCAACCCCGCGUAACGAUGUAUUGUUGGAAAGUUUAACCAAAGAACAGUUGAAGGCCGAGUGUCGAAAGCGUGGACGGAAGACCAGUGGAAAUAAGGCGGAUUUGUUACAGAGACUGGGAUACAACAAAAUGCAACGCACUAACACCGAACAACUGCAUAGGACGGAAACAGAGCCUAAUGGUGCAACAUUUAAAACCCCUCCAAAGACAAACGCAAAUCAAGCAAAAACAAAUAGUUUAGUAAUUUGGAAAUCUCCUAUUCUCACUACAAAAUAUGCCAUCUUGGAGAUCAUUUCCUUGCUACAAUGUUACGGAAAACGGUUAAUCCAGCAACGGAAGCUGAUGGUAGCGUUAGCCACGUUAAUAAUAGUUGUUACGACGCUUUGUCUCGUUCCUGGUAGUCACCAACAAAUUAUCAAACUAGUGAAAUCAAAGGGAAUUUUCAUCAUCUACUGGACUGGCCUGGGCGUGCUAUCAUCAGUGGGCCUCGGCACGGGAUUACAUACAUUCUUACUGUAUUUAGGACCGCAUAUUGCUAGCGUCACCUUAGCCGCUUACGAAUGCAAUUCUCUCGAUUUUCCAGAACCUCCUUAUCCAAACGAAAUUGUAUGCCCAGAAGAAGAGGUCAUAUCUACUGCGUAUCCAUCCAUGUGGGCAAUCAUGUCCAAAGUUCGAUUCGAGGCGUUCCUCUGGGGUGCUGGUACUGCUCUCGGGGAACUGCCUCCCUAUUUCAUGGCCAAGGCUUCCCGGCUUUCGGGAGCCGAGCAUGAAGAUUUUGACGACAUCAAAGAGUUAGAGGACCGGAAAAAGCACGGCGACAAGUUGAAUCUGUUUGAGCGCGGCAAAUUAGCGAUGGAAAAGUUUGUCGAGAAAGUUGGAUUUCUCGGAAUUCUUCUGUGUGCAAGCAUUCCAAACCCACUGUUCGAUCUCGCUGGGAUCACCUGUGGUCACUUCCUGGUGCCAUUCUGGACGUUUUUCGGGGCGACAUUGAUCGGGAAGGCCAUUGUCAAGAUGCACAUACAGAAAAUAUUCGUCAUCAUCGCUUUCAACGAAAUUCUCGUGGAAAAAGCCGUUGACUUCAUGGCUCUAGUGCCCGUAAUAGGAAAGAAACUGCAAAUGCCAUUCAAAGCAUUCCUCCAAAACCAAAAGGAUAGAUUACAUAGAGGAACAUCCAAAGUAGCGCAUAGUUCACCUAACAUUAUUCAAAAUUUGUUUGAAUACUUUGUUAUAUUUAUGGUUCUAUUCUUCGUUUCCUCCAUCUUUAAUUCUCUUGCUCAAAGCUAUCAGAAAAAGUUGAAUAGUCAAAAGAAAAACAAAAGGUCAUAAGUAAGUAAAAAAAUUCUAGGGCAUAAUUUAUGUAGAUAAUGUAAAUACGCGGGAAUGAAAUCCAAAUAAACGUUACUUUGGUUUUACGAAAAGUA